AUGUGUUGGGAGUUGUUGAUUUCAGAUAAGGAAUGGGCCAACUUUCUUAGAGCUAGAAUUUUGAAGAAUGGUAAGUUUAUUUCUUACCAUAUAUAUUCCUCUUUGUGGAGGAGUAUGAAGUCUGAACUCUUUAUUUCUAGUGCUAAUUCCACUUGGUUAAUUGGUGAUGGAACUUUUAUUAAUUUUUGGAAUGACUCUUGGUGUGGGGAACCUUUAUCCCAUCAACUUCAUCUUAAUCCGCAUAUCUCUGGUCACCUUUUUGCCAAGGUUUGUGAUUUCAUCCAUAAUGGUAAAUGGGAGGUUCCACAGUUUCUACUAGCUUACUUUCCCACUUUGGCUAAUCUUGUGUCUCAAGUAACUCUUCCAAUGCAUCCGACUUCUGAUAGAUGGAUAUGGAAACACUCUAACAAUGGCGAAUUAUCUCUUAAAGAAGCUUAUGUGUUCAAAGCCUAUCAUUCUCAGAAGGUUAAGUGGUCAAAAGCUAUUUGGUCUUAUGACAUUCCUCCCUCUAAAUCUUUGGUAGCUUGGAGAUUUAUGCAUGGAAAGACUCCCACCGAUGAUCAACUUGCUUUGAGGGGAGUGUCUUUAGCCUCUAUGUGUAGUUGUUACUAUAAGGCUCAUGAAAUUGCCACCCAUCUUUUCUUUCAUUGCAGUUUUGCCUUUAAUUUAUGGAGUUGGCUAGCUUCUAUUCUCAAUAUGAGGCUUCAAUUCAACACUUUUGAGGAUGUUUGGCAAUUGACGAAUGGAAGAUGGUCCCCGCAGUGCAAAGUUGUUAUUCAAGCCAUUCUUGUCAAUAUCUUUCAUCUUAUUUGGUUUGUGAGGAGUCAAUCAAGAUUCUCACACAAGAAAAUUCACUGGAGAGUUGCUAUUAAUUUGAUUAUUGCUAAUGUUUCUAUGUCUGGUAACAAUACAAGCAAAGCUGCUUGUAAUUCUAUAAUUGAGUUUAGUAUUCUUAAAACUUUUAAUAUUGCUAUUCAUCCACCUAAGGCCCCAAAGAUCAUUGAAGUCUUAUGGCUUCCACCUAUUUUUGACUGGAUUAAAUGUAACACAGAUGGUGCAACCGGUUGUAUCUUCAGAAACAACGAAGCUGAAUGUAUGGGUUGUUUUGCUCAAAACUUGGGUUUAGGAUCCUCUUUAUUUGCUGAAUUAUCAGGAGCCAUGCAGGCUAUUGAGAUUGCUCAUAGUAAAGGCUGGUUUAAUUUUUGGUUAGAGACUAAUUUUUGGUUAAAUCUAUCUCUUUAG
Messenger RNA from Medicago truncatula (barrel medic), 1242 nucleotides. RefSeq lists its product as uncharacterized. The record is from RefSeq and is a predicted model, not a curated record. The transcript has a single exon. The coding region runs from base 1 to 1242 and encodes 413 amino acids. NCBI's taxonomy places the organism in Eukaryota, Viridiplantae, Streptophyta, Magnoliopsida, Fabales, Fabaceae.